Molecule: messenger RNA, 2603 nt
Organism: Formica exsecta
Lineage: Eukaryota; Metazoa; Arthropoda; Insecta; Hymenoptera; Formicidae
Gene: Ns2
Product: nucleolar GTP-binding protein 2
Exons: 2
Coding region: 185-2287 (700 amino acids)
Cellular component (GO): nucleolus
Molecular function (GO): GTP binding
Source: RefSeq, a predicted model, not a curated record
UGGCAAACCUGGCCACAUACGGAACAUUUUUCGUGACCACUUUUUUUCUCUCUACACUAUCGAGAUAACUCUCCUUACUCUUCCUUCAUGGUGCACAUGGUAUAAAUCUAACCUUAAUUGUCCCUAACCUCUGACUCGUGUAUACAGUGCAUUUUAUAAUUGGAAUUCUAUCUUAGAAGGCACAAUGGCUAAAUCACAUGGCACUACUAAAGCCCCGCGAAAGCAGGGCUUUAAUCGUUCAGGGCAUAGCAUGAAUCCUGAACGCCCCACGGAAGGAUUAAAAGGAGUUGCUAAAGUACGAACAAAAGCGACUAUUAAAAGAUUACAGAUGUAUCGCAAUCAGAAACCGAAACGCAAUCGUUCUGGAAAGAUCAUUAGCCCCGCGCCCUUUCAAGGCUGGAACACUUCUGGAACUAUGUCGCGCGUGGAGCCAUCCCGAGGAUGGUUUGGUAAUUCAAGAGUUAUCUCACAGAAUGCUCUACAAAAAUUCCAGAAUGAAUUGGGAACCGCUAUGAAGGAUCCCUAUAAGGUCGUCUUGAAACCAACUCAAUUGCCUAUAACUUUACUUCAACAAAAGGCAGCAAAUGCAAGAGUACACUUGUUAGAUACGGAAAGUUUUGAAAGCGUUUUUGGUCCAAAGAAGGUCAGAAAGAGACCCAAUUUGAUGAUAACGUCCUAUGAUGAAUUGAAAAAAUCGGCCGAGGAAAAGGAAGAUACCUACAACAAGGAGAAGGAUACCAAAGAUUAUGAUCUAAUUCGCGAGGACACUGGUGUAAGAGAUGCACAGAGGGAGUGGAUCAUGGGAGCGGGACAAAGUAAGAGGAUAUGGAACGAGCUGUACAAAGUCAUUGACUCCUCGGACGUUAUUCUGCAGGUAUUGGACGCGAGGGAUCCAAUGGGAACCAGGUCUCCUCCUGUGGAGAAAUUUCUAAAGACCGAGAAACCUUACAAACAUCUGAUAUUUAUCUUAAAUAAAGUAGAUCUAGUACCAACGUGGGUCACACAAAGAUGGGUGGCAAUUCUGAGCAAGGAAUAUCCAACGGUCGCCUUUCACGCUUCCUUGACACAUCCCUUUGGCAAAGGCUCCCUGAUAAAUCUGCUGAGGCAAUUUUCGAAAUUACACGUUGAUAAAAAGCAGAUCAGCGUGGGUUUCAUAGGAUAUCCCAAUACAGGAAAGAGUUCUAUCAUAAACACCUUGCGUUCCAAGAAAGUCUGCAAAGUAGCGCCUAUAGCCGGUGAGACGAAGGUAUGGCAAUAUAUAACUCUCAUGCGCCGCAUUUAUCUGAUAGAUUGUCCUGGCGUUGUCUAUCCAUCGACGGAAACCGACACGGAGAAAGUGUUGAAGAGUGUCGUGAGGGUGGAACUCGUUCAGAACCCGGAAGAUUACAUCGCCUCCGUUCUAGAGAGAGUGAAACCUGAAUACGUACGUAAAACGUACAAAAUAGAUAAAUGGGAGGAUCACGUCGAUUUCUUGGAAAAAUUGGCUCAUCGAAGCGGCAAGCUUUUGAAGAAGGGAGAACCCGACAUAACCAUCGUCGCGCGUAUGGUGCUGAACGAUUGGCAACGCGGUAAAUUGCCAUUUUACAUUCCACCAGUAGGCUUUGAAGAGCCACUAUCAGAACAAGCGACUAAUGCAAACGAGACAAUUACCGCGCGAGAUAAUGCACCAAAUGUCACUGAUGAAACGAUACAAAAGAGUGAUAGCUUAUCUUCAACGGAAGCAAUACAGAAUGGAUUGACAGUGACCCAAGAUUUUAGAAAAAUACGCGUUGCAUUGCAUUAUUCGAGCGAUGACAUCAGAAAGGAUUUGGAGCAGGAUACUUUAGAUGAAAGUAUUGAAAAAGACGAUAGUAAUAUAGAAAGCGAGUCAGAAUCGGAAGAUUCAGAAAUGGAAGAUGUAGCGAAAGAUAAAUCUCAUACAGAAAAAUCGACAAAUUUGGAUAAUGAUAAGGAAUGUUCUUUAAACAUUGAUGAUAACAUUCUCGAAGAUCAUGAUGAGGAUGCGAUCGAACAGGACAAUCUGAGACAGAACGCGUUCGAUGUUAUAGACAAUGAAUAUAAUUCCAACGACAGUGAAAUGCUUACUUCCAAGGUGCGUUCAAGUAGCGGCACGUUCACUAUCUCGUCAGUGUCCACGAAAAAAGCGACGGAAAAAUUAACAAGUAAACAGCGAAGAGCCAUAGAACGCGCGAGUAAGAGGAAGAAGAUAGGAAGCAAUUUCUACGAAGUGACAAAUGUGAAAAACAGAAAUAGAAACAGAAAAGUUCCCAAGAUCAAAAGAGGGUGAUAAAUCGAUUCUAGACUAAAUUAAAUCGAUUUUCUUCAAGUAGUUAUAAAAAAUGCGAGCAAGAGUUGAGAUUUUUGUAUAAAAAUAUAUUUUAUAUAUCUCAAACUUGUUACAUCAUAUAUCUCUAUCUCCUUUUCCUGUAAAAUUUAUGUCAUCUCUUUAUUAUUCUUAUCAUAAUACAUAGGAAGAGAUAGAGAGUCAAAUAAACGUGUGCGGUAACGUAAUCAGUCGCAUUAUGUUACCGUGCGUGAUAAAUAAUUAUGUAUGUGUAUAAUAAUAUACAAUGUAUAUAAUAAUUAAAUAUAUAAUAUAUAAU